UUCUUUUUUAUACAGUCUAUGGCCGAUUCGAGACGAGUUGACUUUGCUACAUAUGCUAAUGGUAGUUUGCAAGCUUACCGCAAUAAUAUAUGCGAUUAUAAAUUAAUGUUGCUUGCGGUUUUUCUGUAUUCGGUCAGGUAACUGCAAAUUCCAGGAGUCAUGUCCCUUUAUGACGACUUGGGUGUAGCGACCAGUGAUACAAAGACUGAAGGCUGGUCUAAAAACUUCAAACUGCUGCAGUCCCAGCUGCAAGUGAAGAAGGCUACUCUCACACAGGCAAAGAGUCAGCGAUCGAAGCACGCCACAGUCUUGGCCCCGGUGAUUGACCUAAAGAGGGGCGGGUCCGGUGAAGACAGACAGAUCUCAGACACGCCCCCUCAUGUGGCUACUGGACUCAAGGAUCCGGUUCCCACGGGGUUCUCUUCGGGGGAUGUGCUGACGCCCCUCGCGGACGAGUAUGACCCGAUGUUCCCCAACGACUACGAGAAAGUGGUGAAACGGCACAGGGAGGAGAGGCAGAGGCAGCGAGAGCAGGAGAGACAGAAGGAGAUAGAGGAACGAGAGAAGAAAAGAAAGGAGCGCCACGAAGGUGGGGCUCCCAGUGGAUUCUCCCAAUUUCCAGCUGAUGGAGAGUCGGAUGAAGAGGACGAUUAUGAGAAAGAGCGGAGGAAAAGGAUUAUUGGUGGAGCUGCCAUUGCCCCUCCUACAUCCCUGGUGGAAAGGGACAGAGAGCUGUUGAAUGCAGCAUACCAGUACGAUGAUGAGGGACGGCCUCGUGGGCCCUCGUCCAAAGCGGCCAUCCCUCCCCCCAUGUACGAGGAUUCAGAGCGCCCCAGAUCGCCUCCUGGACCCACCAACUCCUUCCUCGCCAAUAUGGGGGGCACGGUGGCCCAUAAGAUCAUGCAGAAGUACGGUUUUCGGGAGGGCCAGGGCCUGGGCAAGCACGAGCAGGGCCUGAGCACCGCCCUGUCUGUGGAGAAGACCAGCAAGAGGGGCGGCAAGAUCGUCGUCGGUGACCUCGUCGACAAAACGCCAGGACCCAGCCAGACCGCCCCUCCUGCAGGUGAAGUGCCCAGCUGGAGCUUGGGUGCUGCAGCGGAUGCAGGGAAGAAAUCUGAUGCCAACCCACUGACCGAGAUCCUAAAAUGUCCCACCAAAGUGGUGUUGCUGAGGAACAUGGUGGGGAGAGGAGAGGUGGAUGAGGACUUGGAGGGAGAGACCAAAGAGGAGUGUGAGAAAUACGGGAAGGUCAUCAAGUGUGUGAUUUUUGAGAUCUCCGGUGUCAUAGACGAGGAGGCUGUCAGGAUAUUCCUGGAGUUUGAGAGGGUGGAGUCUGCCAUAAAGGCUGUUGUGGACUUAAAUGGCAGAUACUUCGGUGGACGGGUGGUGAAGGCCUGCUUCUAUAACCAGGACAAGUUUCGACUGUUGGACUUGGGGGAACAGGUGUGACGCUCACAACGCGUUGACGCUCCCUGGAGCCGGGCGUUUCGGGGCCACGGACACAUUUCCAUCGGCCUCUGAUGUAUUUCUGGACUGGGACUCGCUGAACAUGACCACCAUCGCUAUCAGCUGUAUUUUGUUAUGUGUUUGUGAUUCCAGGGGAGGAUGGGCUGUUCUUGAAGUUGGACAGAGUGUGAUGUACAGUCAUAAGAGAAUAGUAUGUUUUCUUUUUUUUUUUCUUUUUUUUAACAGCAGUUUCAGCAGUAGGUUAUGGUUAUGCACUAUAAUACUUGGAUAAAUUGAACCUUUCAGUUUGAUGGUCUUCCCCGCUAUAAAACUUUGUAAAUAAUGCAGCAUAGAUAUGCAGUUCAGUGUUUGUACUUGUUUUAAGCAUGUACAUGUGUAACCCUGGCAAUAAAUAAUGUGGUUUAAUUUUUAACAUAUUUUAAAAUGCA
Conger conger (European conger) is the source of this 1895-nucleotide messenger RNA. It is a transcript of the gene rbm17, whose product is annotated as RNA binding motif protein 17. Gene Ontology annotation, biological process: alternative mRNA splicing, via spliceosome; mRNA cis splicing, via spliceosome. Gene Ontology annotation, molecular function: RNA binding. Gene Ontology annotation, cellular component: precatalytic spliceosome. Bases 160 to 1449 code for a protein of 429 amino acids. The record is from RefSeq and is a predicted model, not a curated record. The transcript has 13 exons. Lineage: Eukaryota; Metazoa; Chordata; Actinopteri; Anguilliformes; Congridae.